AUGGUUCGAAUUUGUACGAUCACCCUCUUCCUUCUGGCUACGCAACUUCAUUGGUCAUUCACUCAUGGCUUUAGUGACACAGUUAGAAAGGCGUACAUCGUGUAUUUGGGAGAGGCAUUGCAAUCAAAAGCCUUAGCUACUGAGCUUCAUCACAACAUGCUUUCUUCAGUUAUUAGAGAUGACCAUAUUGCCCAACAGUCCAGAAUAUAUAGCUACACAAAGAGUUUUAAUGCAUUUGCAGCAAACCUAUUGCCACAAGAAGUACAAAGACUACAAGAGAAUGAAAAUGUGGUGUCGGUGUUUCCUAGCAAAAUGCAAAAACUUCAUACCACAAGAUCAUGGGAUUUCUUAGGAGUGCCUCAAUCAGUGAAGAGAAAUCAUCAAAUUGAAAGUAAUAUUAUUGUUGGUGUAUUAGAUACAGGAAUUUAUAUCGAUGCUCCAAGUUUUGACGACAAAGGACUAGGACCGCCUCCAUCAAAAUGGAAGGGUACAUGCCAAGUCAAAGGCAACUUCACUGGCUGUAACAACAAGGUAAUAGGUGCAAGGUUCUACCACCAUGGUUCCAUCAUUCCCAGCCCAAGUCCAUCCCCAUUAGAUGAGGAGGGUCAUGGCAGUCACACUUCGUCCAUCAUAGCAGGUGCCUCGAUAGCAGGGGCGAGCUUAUACGGUUUAGCCAAAGGCACAGCUCGAGGUGGGGUUCCAUCAGCACGCAUUGCAGUGUACAAGGUGUGUUGGGAAGAUGGUUGCAGUGAUAUAGACAUGUUGGCUGCAUUGGAUGAUGCCAUUAGUGAUGGAGUUGACUUGAUAUCAAUUUCCAUCGGAGGGGAUUCAAGAAACUAUUUUGAAAAUCCCCUUGCGGUCGGUGCCUUUCAUGCAAUGAAGAAGGGGAUUUUGACAACAUGUUCAGCUGGGAAUAACGGCCCAAGUUUCUAUACUGUGGAGAACACAGCUCCUUGGAUAUUGACUGUUGGUGCUUCUGGCAUGGAUAGGCAGUUUAGGACUCCGAUUGAAGUUGGAAAUGGAAUAAAAACUUCUGGAUUUUCCGUCAACACAUUUUCACCAAAUAAACGGAUGUACCCUCUAACCACUGCGGUAAUAGCAGUCAAUGGAAGUUUACCACGAAAUCAAAAUCCCUGGUUGUGUGGUGAAGGGAGUUUGGACGCGAAUAAGGUCAAGGGAAAGAUUGUGCUAUGCCAAGGAGAUCUAACUCAAGAUUACAUUAAGGACAUAGGUGGGUUGGGGGCGAUUAUAUCUCUCCCACAACAGUUAGAUGUGGGCUAUACAUUUGUCAUCCCUGUUGCCUUGAUUGACACUAAUGUUAGUAAUCAAAUUGAGAAAUAUGUUAACUCAACCAGAGCCCCUCGGGCUGUCAUAUACAAGUCUACAACAGUACGCAAUGCCGCGACACCCUUUGUGGCUUCCUUUUCAUCUCGAGGUCCGAACAGACUCUCUUCCACCAUACUUAAGCCGGAUAUUAUGGCACCUGGAAUAGAUAUUCUAGCUGCUUACUCUAAACUUGCAUCAGUGACUGGGGAUCCUGAAGACAACCGAUUUGGUGUGUAUAAUACAGUUUCUGGAACAUCAAUGUCUUGCCCUCAUGUGGUAGCUGCCGCUGCCUAUGUUAAAUCAUUCCACCCUAAUUGGUCUCCCACUGCAAUCAAAUCGGCCUUAAUGACAACUGCAUCUGAAUUGAAAAUCAAAAAUGUCCAAGCUGAGUUAGCCUAUGGGGCUGGCCAAAUCGACCCAGUUAGAGCAUUGGAUCCCGGUUUGGUCUAUGACAUGUCAAUGUACGACUACAUCCGCUUCCUAUGUAAUGAGGGUUACGGCGGGACAGCUCUACGAUUGUUCACUGAAGGGAAAACAAAUUGCUCAAGUGUCCCUAACAUUGGAGGACAUGAUGCCCUAAAUUACCCAUCCAUGUAUUUGGAACUUAGUAACACUAACUCUAGCAUAUCAGCCAUCUUUCAUAGGACAGUUACAAAUGUGGGCUCUAGAAAUUCUAUAUACAAGGCAAUUGUCAAGGCGCCAGCAGUUCUCGAUGUCACUGUUGUUCCGAACCAACUAGCUUUUAGUCACUUGAACGAGAAAAAAUCUUUCAUGGUUGUGAUAAAGGGGCCACCAUUGAACAAUGUUACCAGUUUAUCAGCAUCACUGGAAUGGAAUGACACUAAACACAGAGUUAAGAACCCUAUCCUCCUUUUUUGGACCGUAUCUGAUGAUGAAGGGCUUGGCAAGCCUUUUGUAUAA
Messenger RNA from Quercus robur (English oak), 2247 nucleotides. RefSeq names its product subtilisin-like protease SBT4.15. The transcript has 11 exons. Gene Ontology annotation, molecular function: serine-type endopeptidase activity. The record is from RefSeq and is a predicted model, not a curated record. Gene Ontology annotation, biological process: proteolysis. Bases 1 to 2247 code for a protein of 748 amino acids. Lineage: Eukaryota; Viridiplantae; Streptophyta; Magnoliopsida; Fagales; Fagaceae.